AUUUGUGAAGGAGGGCGCAGCCUGGGGGUCUCACCUGCCCCCGUUGGAUGAAGUCUAUUUGGAGGGCUUGCCUGCUGCUUUAACUGCGCUCCAGCUGCCCUCCCUCCCUCCCUCUGCGCUCAGAGGGUGUGCGCCCACUUUCACUCACGCCUGUCCGAGACGGGCAAACCUUCAGGAGGAGGAAGUUCCCUUGGUGAAACUCGCCUGCACCGAGACUGUGAACGUGGGCGAACGUGCUCUACUAAAGGGAGAUGCUGAGUGCGAAGCGGCAGCUCAUCUACGAAGGGGGAGCCGACAGCAUGGAGCAGGAAUGCGUCUGCGCGGAGGAAGGACUGCACGGCGUGAGCGCCGCUUGCCGCCGCAGCAGCGGCUGGCGCUGGCUGCAGCGCACUGCGCUGCUGCUGGUGAUGGCGCUGAUCCUGCUCCUCUUCGUGGUUCUGGUUCUGCUGGUCAUCGUUGGGGUCGAGAGGAACAAGCCUCCGCACCAUGAUGAACAGGCCCGGCAGCUGCUGAUUUCUACAGAAACGGACAGAAACAAUCGUGGCGCGACUCCAAGGGCCAUGCUGACAGUUGCAGAAAAUCAGACUAGCGGACAACAAAUUCAAUGGGAGACUGAAGUUGGAAACGCUUUCUACCACGGAGGCUUCAGUUACGCUGACGGAGACCUGGUGGUCCCAAGAAGUGGCAUGUACAGAGUGUUCCUGCAGGUCACCUUCCAAAUCCCAAAGUGUGAAAACCAGGUCCUCUCCUGCAACGUGUCUUCAUGGUCAGAGGCAUAUCCUCAGUAUGAGGAAAUUCUCAAAACAGACGAUUUUGUCAAAGAUAACAACAGCAACAUGGAUUGUAAAAAGACCCUCUACACGUCUGCCCUGUUUAGGUUUAGUACGAACACUAAGCUGAAAGUGGAAACAAACCAGCUCAAGUUUGUCGUCAAUGAUGAAAACCUUGUGUUUUUUGGUGCAGAAUUCCUCCCAGAUUAACUUGGUUGAAUGUUUUGAUCACGACUCAUCCUGACCAUCCUCUGUAAAUAUGGUACUGUUAACCUGUACGCAGCAGUUUUUGUUCAAGACAAACUCAGCUGUUGUCUUGUAAAUAUUAUUUUCAUCUGUUUCUCUGUAGUUCUGAUUUUUUUACAUAUUUAUGAGAGAAAAACAUUUUAUAUUGGAGUGUAAAAAGCUUUAUUUGUGUUUCAGAACAUUAACUAACAAUACAACUAAAUAUAAGCAUUAAUUUAACUACUGCUAACAAAAGGUGACUGGAGAACAUUCUACAAUGUUUGUUUAAUGCAGUUCUUCUCAGGGGGAAUAUUUUUAGUGGGUCACUAUAAUGUCAGCUGUUACUGAAAAUGAAAACUGAACAUUAGGCUUGACAAAAAAAAUCAGAUUAAGAAAAGUCUUUUUAAAAGAAGAAGCUAUAUUUUUCUGUACCUCUGGGAUGUCGAGUCUAGAAAAGCCAUGCAAAGACAUCAGAUGUGUUUGGUUUGAUGUUGAGUGGAAGCUCUUAUAUGUAGACGUUCGUAAUGGUGAAUUAUAAUACAAAACACUACUUUUCUAUUUUGCUUUAGCUGGAGCUGAUGUAUCAUGUAGCAGGCAGACUCACUUCUGCAGAUAACUGUUUUUUUCCUUUUAUCUGGGACAAAGUCAUGUA
Messenger RNA from Oryzias melastigma (Indian medaka), 1647 nucleotides. RefSeq names its product tumor necrosis factor. Gene Ontology annotation, biological process: immune response. Gene Ontology annotation, molecular function: tumor necrosis factor receptor binding. Bases 252 to 980 code for a protein of 242 amino acids. NCBI's taxonomy places the organism in Eukaryota, Metazoa, Chordata, Actinopteri, Beloniformes, Adrianichthyidae. The transcript is spliced from 5 exons. The record is from RefSeq and is a predicted model, not a curated record. Gene Ontology annotation, cellular component: membrane.